Molecule: messenger RNA, 535 nt
Organism: Vollenhovia emeryi
Lineage: Eukaryota; Metazoa; Arthropoda; Insecta; Hymenoptera; Formicidae
Gene: Tim8
Product: mitochondrial import inner membrane translocase subunit Tim8-like
Exons: 2
Coding region: 92-373 (93 amino acids)
Source: RefSeq, a predicted model, not a curated record
ACACUUUCGCAAGUAAGCGCCACGUGCGAGGCUCGAGGGAGGCCUGUCCUGCAUUUUCGGACGCGACGAAAUCUUUCAACCAAUUCGUAACAUGUCGGAUCUGUUUGACACCGGCUCCUUUUCCGACAAAGACGGUAAGGGGCUCGAUCCCGAGUUAACGGAGCUUUUGAUGGUCGAGAAGCAAAAGGCGCAGUUUAACGCACAGAUUCACGAGUUCAACGACUUUUGUUGGGACAAAUGCGUCGAUAAGCCAGGCAGUAAAUUGGACGGCCGUACAGAGACAUGUAUUAAUAAUUGCGUCGAUAGAUUCAUAGACGUUUCCCUCUUUGUUACGAAUCGUUUUGCGCAGUUGCUACAAAACUCUAUAAAGUAACACUUCUGUAACACCUGCACUGUUAAGGAAUACACCAUGUAUGCGUUGAAAAUGAAUUUUAUCAACCGCAUAAGAUUGAUAAUCGUAAAUAUUAAAUGUAACGUCGUAUUGUUAAUUUAAUAUUUGUAAAUAUACAAUAAAUAAAAUUAUAAUAUUGUAACA